Molecule: messenger RNA, 1770 nt
Organism: Dinoponera quadriceps
Lineage: Eukaryota; Metazoa; Arthropoda; Insecta; Hymenoptera; Formicidae
Gene: Rsph4a
Product: radial spoke head protein 6 homolog A
Exons: 11
Coding region: 1-1770 (589 amino acids)
Biological process (GO): cilium assembly; cilium movement involved in cell motility; axoneme assembly
Cellular component (GO): axoneme; radial spoke
Source: RefSeq, a predicted model, not a curated record
AUGGCGUAUUCUUACAACGUGGUGGAAGCGCCUUCCGACGACGCACCUAGCGUGCAACAUGAAAUCCGACGCGCAAAAAAAUUUCUCCAGAAACACAGCGCAGAAUCGGGUGACAGCUUAUACGAUCACUUGACCGAGCUUUUAGCGAAGGUAUUGGCCGAACGGCCGCGGAACGCUGUCGACAUCUUCGAGCAGUACAGCAGGAAACUGAAGGAGGAGAGGUUUAAGACUAAGACUGAUCAUCUACGGGAUCUGUACACACCACCCGUGCAGUACGAUGACGCCAAGAAGCUCAUUAGACUCUUCCAGCAGAUCGACGGGCAGGAUGAGAGGGAGAAGAUGGCUGAUGAGGGGGAGGACAAGGACGACAAGAAAAAGAAGUGUCCCAACAUGCUGGAUCUUUUCUUCUACCUCGAGCAGACGGGCGUGGGAUUGCCGCGACACGAGAUGGUGUUGCUUAAUUUAUCGAUUCGCAAGCUCGCCUCCGAGGUACCGGUUGAAAAUAUUAGGUUUUGGGGCAAGGUACUCGGAAAACCUAAAAAUUAUUACGUAGUGGAGGCGGAACUUCAGGCGGACGAAUUAACCCGAAGAUUAGAGGAGGAAGCUGAAAGAGAGAAAGAGGAAAGGGCGAAGGUAGAAAGCAAGGCUGAAGCCGCGGCGAAACUCGCGGAGGAAGAAGCCACGACGGGGAACGAAGUCGCGGUUGGGGCCGCCGGAGCGACGGAAAUCCUGCGCGAGGACGAAGGAAGCAGAGUUUCGGAGUUUGUCCUUCCGUCGCUGCCUGUUAAUCCGUGGCAACCGGUGACGGAAGUGCCGGCCGAGAGGAUCGGGAGUGGUCUCAAUAAAAAGGUGUAUUUUGUAUGCAACGCGCCUGGGCUGGACGAGUGGAUCGAACUUCCGGCGGUUACGCCGCAGCAGAUAGUAAUUGCACGACAGAUUGUCCGAUACUGCACGGGAAACUUGGAGACAACGAUUCGCAGUUUCCCGCCGUUUCCCGGCACCGAGAAAAAUUACCUCCGCGCGCAAAUUGCAAGGAUCAGCGCGGCCACCCAUAUAUCGCCAAUCGGCGCCUUCACACUUGCCGGAGAGCUCGAGGACGAAGAGAUGGAGGAGGAGGAGAGGAGGAUGGAGGGUAACCUCUUGGAGAACGCGAACUACGAACCGCUGCCGAUCGAGGAUCUCGCGGAUCCCUCGAACUGGUGCCACCACAGCCCGUAUAUCCUCGAGCAAGGACGAACUGUUUGGUGGAGUCCCGAGAGAGAGGAAGAGAUUGCGAAUGAGGAGCUCGACGAAGAAGAGGAGGCGGAGGAGGACGAGACCAGGACGACCAAGGCCGAGGAGGCCGAGAAACAAAGAGAGAUCGGGCCGCCUCUGUUAACUCCUUUAUCCGAGGACGCGGUUGUCGACUUGGUGAUGCCAUGGACCGCUAGACAAUCGUCACAGAUACAACCGGACAUCGCGGUAGCUGCGGUCAGAUCGAACGUCUGGCCGGGGGCUUUCGCGUUCGCAGCCGGAAAACGCUUCGCCAACGUGUACAUCGGCUGGGGCCACAAAUACAACGCGUACAACUAUAGUCCGCCCAAUAUGCCGCCCGUCCAGGAUCAGUACAAGAUCGGGCCGGAGGUCAUGGAAAUUCGUGAUCCCACUGCUGAAGAAGAGGAGGCGGAUCGAAUCGCACGUUCACCACCGCCGCCGCCGACGUUACCAACCGCUGAAGAAGAAGAAGAGGAAGAAGAAGAUGAUGAUGAGGAAGAGGAAAGGGAUGAAUAA